This is a messenger RNA of Alternaria postmessia, 1068 nucleotides long. RefSeq lists its product as uncharacterized. The transcript has 3 exons. The record is from RefSeq and is a predicted model, not a curated record. The coding region runs from base 1 to 1068 and encodes 355 amino acids. NCBI's taxonomy places the organism in Eukaryota, Fungi, Ascomycota, Dothideomycetes, Pleosporales, Pleosporaceae.
AUGGAAGAUCCUACUACCACAAUACACUACUUUGUUGACACAUAUCUCAGUAUCGUGUUCGUCCAUGGCCUCACAGGUGGUCGCGAUUCCACCUGGACCUACAAACCCACAUCGAUCUUUUGGCCCCAAGAUCUCCUCGCCAAGGAUCUGAAAGAUGUGCGCAUCUUGACGUUCGGCUACGAUGCAGAUGUACUCAAGCUCCUUAACAUCGCUGGUGGAAACACGGUCCGCGACCACGGAAAGUCUCUGGCGCAGGAUGUCUCGCUACGAAGAGCAGAAACGAACUCGAUCGAACGUCCCAUCAUUUUCAUAGCGCAUAGCCUAGGCGGUUUGGUAGUAGAGCAGGCCUUGCUCAUCUCCCGUGGUACUUCGCAACCGCACGUGAAGUCCCUUCUUCCUAGCACAGUCGCAAUAGCCUUCAUGGGCACGCCACACCUUGGCUCUCGCAAGGCAGAUUGGGCGGCGCCGCUCACAGCACUGUCCAACCUCUUCCGCAAGACGAAUAAGGACAUCGUUGCAGUACUUGAGCCCGGAUCAGAAAUGCUAUCAAAUCUCCAACAGGAAUUCCACACUAUGCUCGAGGACAGACGAAGGAAUGAAGGCAAGUGGCUGGAGAUAUUUUGUUUCUAUGAGGAAUUGUCAUAUCCGGGUAUCGGCGAUAUCGUUUCUCGCCAGUCGGCCAUCCUACCCGAGUAUCCUAAUGCUAGCAUUCACCAAAAUCAUUCUGAUAUGACGAAAUUCGGCGGCGUAACGGAUCCAGGCUAUGUCAGGGUGCGAGGACAGUUGUGGUUGUGGGUGGAUGCCAUUGAUAAACGGAAGGGUGUCGAACGGGCGGAGGAGCACGUCGGGCAGCAAGUGUCUCACACAUCCGGGGAAACAUGUCCACCAGAACACCUCAUCCAAACUCCACGACAAACACACCAAGACGAAACAGCAUACGACCCGGUUCGUAACACAAGUACUACUGCAUCACCUAGCAGCGGUGGUGGCAGAGUUGCUAUCAGUCAAUCAGUCAGUUGUCAGUUCAUCUUUGCGGUUCAAACUGUCAGUCUGGAGGUAGUGAACUGA